UAGCUCCUAAGGACACUUCUAGUCAUCAAAAGGGUUGUAAGGACAGGGGAGAGGAAAAAUACUGGGGCAGAAAAAUGGAUGAGGGGUUGCAGCAGGAGUUGAAGAACAUGUUGAUAGAGAGCUAAUCCAGAAGGAUCAUAUACAACAGAGAUCUUCAAUGCCCCUGAAUAUUUAUUUCAGCAAGUGCCCAUGGACAGCAAAGUGGUAUGUAGAUGCUCUCCUGGACACCUGGGGCUCCAAGUGAAAGAUUUAGGGCUUGAGCUUUAAUUGCCUGCCUCUUAAUACCAUUUCUAAGGGACAUUUCCUGCCACAAGGUCAUCAUAGCCUGGACACAGCUAGCCAAGCAAAGAGUGUGCUUAACAUUUAUCCCCUUUUUAUAAGAUCUGAAGGACUACAGAUCCCGCUCGCGUCACUGGUUCCUGGAACUUCUGUCUUCUGCCCAAAUAAUUUGCCAGUCUUCAGUGCUCUUUUCUCCAUUCCUUUCUCUCUGGGCAAACGCUCCCCCCGCCCACCGACUAUUGAUAACAUCCCAGCUCAGCUUUUUAUACAAAAACGCCUAAGUGGCAAGAUCGCGCCAACUACCCAAGCCGCCUGGCUCUGGUAUUGUUUGUCACGCAAGAGCUCCAGACGAGCGGUCCUGCGAAGUAAGGCUCCAGCUCACACGCGCGCACACGCCCAUCCGAGGAGCGCAGACUUCCGCAAGCCAGUCUCCCGGAGAGAGCCGGAGCGAGCAGGGUGCAGAGGAGCGCCUGCCUAUGGCUGACGGCUACAUCGUGGAAUCAGAGCGCUUUGCUGAGAAAGCAGAGACUGUGGAAUGGGGCUAUGAGGAAGGAGUUGAGUGGGGACUAAUCUUUCCUGAUGCAAAUGGAGAAUACCAGUCUCCUAUUAACUUGAAUUCACGAGAAGCCAAAUAUGACCCCUUGCUGCUGGAAGUAUCUUUAUCACCCAACUAUGCUGUGUCCCGUGAUUGUGAGGUCAUCAAUGAUGGGCACUCAGUUCAAAUCCUCUUAAAGUCCAAAUCAGUGUUAGUUGGAGGGCCAUUACCUCGAGGGCAUGAAUUUGAACUGCAUGAUGUUCGGUUCCACUGGGGCAGAGAAAAUCAGCGUGGCUCUGAACACACUGUGAAUUUUAAAGCUUUUCCCAUGGAGCUCCAUCUAAUCCACUGGAACUCCACAAUGUACCAUAGUAUCAAUGAAGCAGUCGGGAAGAAGAAUGGGAUAACCAUUAUUGCUUUGUUUGUGCAGAUAGGAAAGGAACAUUCAGGCCUAAAGGCUGUGACUGAAAUUCUGCAAGACAUCCAGUACAAGGGGAAGUCCAAGACAAUACCUUGCUUUAAUCCCAACACACUACUACCAGACCCUCUGUUACGAGAUUAUUGGGUGUAUGAAGGCUCCCUCACAGUUCCACCCUGCAGUGAAGGUGUGACUUGGAUCUUAUUUAGAUAUCCUUUAACUGUAUCCCAACUUCAGAUGGAAGAGUUUCGAAGACUGAGGACACAUGUUAAAGGAGCAGAACUCCUAGAAGGCUGUGAUGGACUAUUAGGAGAUAACUUUAGACCAACCCAGCCACUUAGCGACAGAGUCAUAAGGGCUGCCUUCCAGUAGCAGAAACAAAUAGUGAAAAUAAUCAUAAUAUAGGUAAGUAAAAUAAAAAGAAGCAAAAUGACAAACUGUGUAAAUCUGAUAUAAUUUUCAUAUAGAUGA
Varanus komodoensis (Komodo dragon) is the source of this 1703-nucleotide messenger RNA. It is a transcript of the gene CA8, whose product is annotated as carbonic anhydrase 8. NCBI's taxonomy places the organism in Eukaryota, Metazoa, Chordata, Lepidosauria, Squamata, Varanidae. The transcript has 8 exons. The record is from RefSeq and is a predicted model, not a curated record. Gene Ontology annotation, molecular function: zinc ion binding; carbonate dehydratase activity. The coding region runs from base 756 to 1604 and encodes 282 amino acids.